UGCAAAUUGAAGAAUCAAAUCGAGGAAACUUCAUCAGAGAACAGUUCCUCUCGAUCUCUUGGUGCUCGUGAGAAGCCAUUGGAGAGAGAAUUUUCUCGGGAAGUUGAUAGAAAAGAGGGGAAGGAUUUAACGAUCUGUGUAAUUUGUUUAUCGUCUUCGUCAAAUUUACCAGAUGGGAGAGGGAUCUAGGAUGAUUACGAUGCUUCAACUCACGUUUAUGUUGUUAUUGCGCUGUCCUAUAGUGGAGAAUUUAUUGGGUAGUAGAAAAAUUUCUCGUUCAGACGUCACUUCUUCGAAUCCACCUAACGGGACGAUGAUGCUAUGUUUGUGAGAAAUCUCCGGGUUUGCGGAGGGAGAGAGUAGGGUUCCCUUGUAUGUGGAUAUGGAUGACGUUGUGGGUUUACAAGAGGCAGCUGGGGCCAGGUUUAGCCAGUUCGAGUUGAUUGGAAGAGGAUCAUUUGGGGAUGUCUAUAAAGCGUUUGAUAAGGAGCUCAACAAAGAGGUUGCCAUUAAAGUGAUUGAUCUGGAAGAAUCAGAGGAUGAGAUUGAAGAUAUCCAGAAGGAAAUUUCAGUUUUGUCACAAUGCCGCUGUCCUUAUAUUACCGAAUACUAUGGUUCCUACCUUCAUCAGACGAAGUUGUGGAUCAUCAUGGAAUAUAUGGCCGGCGGUUCUGUUGCUGACCUUCUGCAAUCAGGUCCACCACUGGAUGAAACAUCAAUCGCUUGUAUUACACGAGAUCUGCUUCUUGCGGUUGAAUAUUUGCAUAAUGAGGGAAAGAUUCACAGAGACAUCAAAGCUGCUAAUAUAUUGCUGACAGAAAAUGGUGAUGUGAAGGUUGCGGACUUCGGUGUUUCCGCGCAAUUGACACGGACAAUAUCAAGGAGAAAGACUUUUGUAGGAACACCGUUUUGGAUGGCACCAGAAGUGAUUCAGAACUCAGAAGGCUAUAAUGAGAAGGCAGAUAUUUGGUCGCUCGGAAUAACCCUAAUUGAGAUGGCAAAAGGAGAACCUCCACUAGCUGACCUUCAUCCAAUGAGGGUGCUGUUUAUAAUUCCCCGGGAAAGUCCUCCUCAGUUAGAUGAUCAUUUUUCCCGUCCUAUGAAGGAGUUUGCUUCAUUAUGUUUGAAAAAGGCUCCUGCUGAGAGACAAAGCGCCAAAGAAUUACUCAGACACAGAUUUAUUAGGAAUGCUAGGAAGAGUCCAAGACUUCUUGAGAGGAUAAGAGAGCGUCCAAAAUUUCAAAUAAAGGAGGAUGGAGAGACUCCAAGAAAUGGUCCAAAAGCUCUAGCUGAGUCGUCUAGCAUUGUCAAAAUGGAUAGAGAUGAAAGAGGCCAAGCGAAUACUGGAACUAGUAUUCAGGUAAAAACUGUGAAAAAUGCCGGGUGGGACUUCAGUGUUGGUGGGUCUCAGGGCAUUGGAACAGUACGGGCUCUGAAACCUCCUCAUGUGAGGGAAAGGCGCCAAGAAGUUCCCUCUAAUCAGACCUCGCAAAGAACAUCACGGACUAGUGGUAGCCAAUGGUCAUCCGCUUCUGGUAGUACAGUUCCGGAAGCCUCUGAAGGGGCUUCUGUUAAAAGAGAUUCUUAUCAGAAUGACAAUCUCGAUGACGUCCAUGAUGAAGAUGAUUCAUCGCUCAGUGGCUCUGGAACUGUUGUCAUAAGAUCUAGAAGUCCUCAACCAUCUUCUAUAUUCCAUGAUCAAAGCUCGUCUAGCAGCAGGUAUGCAUCUUUUGAUGAUGCUUCUACAAGUGGAACUGUUGUUCGUGACCAGCAUGAUGAUUCUGGAUCGCCCCGAACACCAAAAUCAAAACUAGGAAUUCAAGAUAGAACUUCUAGUGCUUCGGAAGACAGUUCAACAAAUCUCACAGAGGCAAAGGCAGCAAUCGAAGCUGGUUUCAGAAGGGGAAAUGCUAGAGAAAGGUUCGGAAUGGGCAAGGUUAGCAGUGAUGGGAAGGCCAAUCGAAGAAGGGAACAAAUGACAGAAGGUUCAGAUAAUUCGAGAAAUUCCCAUGAUCAUUUCGACGCGCCAAAACAAAUCACAAGAUCACAACUGAGUGAUGAUGAAGAUGACUUGAAACUGGCAUCAUUGUCUGCAUCACUGUCACUCGUGCUCAUGCCUUCCCUAAAAGAGGUUCUUGGGGGCGAUUCAAAAGGGGCAGUUGGACGUGCAGUUUCAAAAUCCAUUGCGAACAUGGAACGUGAAAAGCCUGGUUCUUGUGAAGCUUUUGUCGCCAAGGUGAUUGAACAUUUGGGAAGUUCUAAGGAAGCUUCGGUGAAAGAAUUGCAGGAAAUGGCAGCUCGUGUUUUCGCCAAGCCAACACCCUCUGAUUCAGAGAACAGAAGAAGGCAACCUAACAAAGAGUUCAGUUCCAACGCUAAUGUUAGCCCUCUCGCGAGAUUCUUACUCUCAAGAUGGCAAGGUCAAUCUUCACGUGAUCUUAGUCCAACUUGAGACAAGAGACAGACAGAACAGAACACUGCUUUGUUCCUCUGUUGGUUUAUAGGUGUCUCCUCCAUUGAUGCAUUGAAUUUUGGUAUUUGUGUGCAUAAUUUGUUAGCAAAACUGUAUUUAUAUGUGGCGUUUGCAUUUUUUUUUUAAAUUCUUCGUUCUUUGUUCUUUUUUUUUAUAAAUAUAUUACAUUUUAACA
This is a messenger RNA of Tarenaya hassleriana, 2648 nucleotides long. RefSeq names its product serine/threonine-protein kinase 3-like. The transcript has 21 exons. Gene Ontology annotation, biological process: protein phosphorylation. The record is from RefSeq and is a predicted model, not a curated record. Gene Ontology annotation, molecular function: ATP binding; protein kinase activity. The coding region runs from base 383 to 2452 and encodes 689 amino acids. NCBI's taxonomy places the organism in Eukaryota, Viridiplantae, Streptophyta, Magnoliopsida, Brassicales, Cleomaceae.